GUACAGAAAGUCACCGUCGAGGAAAGUCGACUAAAACCAUUGGUGUUUAAUUUUAUUGAGAAAGCCUAUUGAUAUUUCAAUAUUACUGCUUUCGCUAGCUGGAUAUAUGAUUAUUCGUUAAAAUUAUGCAAUGAUGGACUUCCACUUAUUGGUUAUUAUCAGCUGCGUAUUUCUCGCCUCCCUUCUCUCGCUGCUUUUCAUUAAUAAAUUUUUCCGUCGCAAAACAUUCGAGGAGGUUGUUGCCGAAAAAAAGGCACUAACCGAUAAAAUUUACGCUCAGAGUAAAGUAGGCGUAAAGAAGCCUAAAAAACAGCAACCCACUAAAAAGGAUCUUAAACGUGAAAAGAAAAAGUUACAACGCGAACAACAAAAGGAAAAUACCGAGCAAGAGGACUCCGAUGCACAAUCCGAACAGCCAUCGGUGGAGGAUGAGCCUCAGGGCUUAUCUAAAACUCAUGUCGAAUUUGACCCAGACCCAGAGGUGAUUGUUGGCGCUACGCCCGAAGCUGUAAGACGUGCCAGCAUCGCUGAAAAGGAGAACUUGUCGAAGCAGAAAUCGAAGAAGGAGAAGAAGAGCAAAUCGUCGGGCAUUUUGGUGAACAAGAAUGAACCGGUAGUAGUGCGUGAGAACUUGGUGAUUGAGGAGCCCGCAAACACAUUCGAGAUAAAGCAACCCAAGGAUAUACUCGAGUUGAAAAAACACGAGAAGAAGGAUAAUAAGAAGGAAAAGAACAUUAAAAAAGAAAAAAAUGUGCCAGUUGAAAAGCAAGCUCCGGUAGUAGUUGUUGAGCAACAACAGCAGCCGGUCGCCGAAUCUGUAACGCACACGCAUGUAGCCAAGGAGCUAAAACAGCAGGAUGACAAAACUCGUCACGGCUCGCCGAAAACACAUGUCUCUAACAGUGCCAGUGGCAACAAUAAAACCGUCAAGCAACAAAAUAAAAAGCAGAACAAAGAAACCGCCGCCACUAAAGAGCUGGUACUUGCACUGGAUAAGCUUUCCGACUCUGAUACGAUUGGCGUUUCGUUGCUCAUGAAUCUCUUCCGUCGUUCUGAACUCAAUCGAUCCGAGAUCCAGAUACUUAUCGAUUAUUUGCUGAACAAGCAGCAGGACACACCAGCAACACAUUCGGAAUGGUCGGACGAUAUAUGUCAGAAAUUGAAACGUCAAUUGGAAGAGAAAGAGAAAGCUUUGACUGAGGAGCAGGAAGCUUCUAUGGGAAUUCAGGCUAAACUGCGUGAAUUGCGCACUGAAAUCAAUACCGAGCGCGCUCAGUUAAAUGCCACUGUGAAAGUAUAUGUUGAGAAAUUGCAGUCCAAGGAGCAGGAGAUUACCGCACUCAAUCAGGAAAUACAAGUUCUCAACGAUAAAUUUGCACAAGAGCGCAAACAAUUCCAAGCCAAGCUUUUACUUGAGAAGCAAAAUGGUUCUCAAGACCUAUUCGCACAACUACAACGUAUACAAAGCGAGUUGGCGCACAAGGAUAAGUGUAUCAAUGAUUUGACCUGUUUGGUGAACGCCUGUAACCAGGCGAAUGAAGAGCUCAAACAACAAGUAAGUCUUCUCGAGCAGCAGCGCGAAGAACUCGAACAAGUCUCGAACAACCGCAUUUUCGAACUCGAAAAGGCAAAAGCACUCGAAAUCGAAAAUGCCGAACGUAAGCUGGAAUUACAUAACUUACAGAAUGCGCAUGAAUCAACCAAGGCCGAUUUGGCCCAAGCUCGCCAAGAGCUCGACACGUCUGCGGCUCGUAGUACUGAAUUGGUGGAGAAGCAAAACCAGAUAGUUGCACUGCAAGCUAAAAAUGAGGAGCUGCUGCAGCAAUUGGCUGGUAUCAAUAGCCAAGCAGCAGAACAAUCUGGUUUACAGACAACACUCGGUAUACUCCAGUUACAAUUGGCCGAAAAGGAAAAUUUGUUGGCUGAUUCGAUUAAAAAUAAUACGUGCGUUGCGACAAAAGUCGGAAAUUUAGAAGUGCAAAUGCGACUUAAUGCACAACAUCAUCACGAUUUGCAGAAGUUGAUUGAUUCACUGCAACGUGAUAUCGCAAGCAAGCACCAGCAAUUGCAGCAUGUCGAACAGACCGUGGAGCUGAGCAGCCGAGAAAAGGAGGUGCUGCAGCAGCUGCACGAGCAGAAAGAGAAGAACGAUGAUUUGCGUAAGAAAAACUGGAAGUUGGUUGAAGCUUUGCAAAGUGCUGAAACAACAGCUAGACAGAAUAAAGCGCCUAAGAGCGCAAAUGAAAGCCUAGUUCAACAGCAGCAACUUUUCGCCGCUUCACAGAAACAACAAUCCUCCUCCGCCACAGCCAAUGCCGCAACAACAGUUUCUGCUUUUGAAGAGAAACAUAUACGUGAAAUAUUCCAGCGCCUUUAUCCAGAUGCUGCUAAAGCUUGUGCCAGCACAGCACUCAGUGCAUCCUUUGAACAGUGGGUAGAACAAGUUUUGGCCACACAACUGAAAUUGACAACAGCUAGUAAAGCGGCUAGCAGCAGUAGUAACAAAUCUACACAAUCGAGUAGCAGCAAUAGCAGUAGCAGUAAUCACACCCCUUCAACCCACACCAACAAUAAUUCCCAUAAUGAUAACUUAACAAAUAAUAGCAAUAAUCGUAUUAGUAACAAUAGUACUGGGGAUGGCGAAAAUAGUGGUAGUGGUGGCAGCGGCAACGAUAUUGAUGCCGUUGAACUACGUCUGCAGAAUACUCAACUCCGCGCCAAGGUGGAUGAGUUAACCAAGCUGGUUACAAAAACCAGUAACACAUUGUCAGCUCUCGAAGGGCACGCCCGCCAGGAACAUGAGAAAUGGCAAAGCAUUUUACUAUCAAAAGAAGAAGAAAUUUCUAGGUUACAACACUCAAAUGGAGCGCAGGACAUUUAAUGUCGCAUAACUGAAGUUUGUUUAAGCGUGAAAGUGAAAUGCAGUUAAGAUGUAAUGCCUUCCAAAAAUACAACAAAAAAUUGUUAAAAAACAUUUAAACUAAAACAUCAAAAAACUACAUACACCAGAAACGAAAACCGGACAGCCAAGCAAGAAUACCGAGUAUGAAUUGCAUUGAUUUAUAUAUAUAUAUAUAUAUAUGCACACCAGAUGCAUGGCCCGCAAGCAAGCUGCUUAGAAUAGCAUUAGAAGGCCGAAGUGAGAUGAGGUGAAAUGAUUGCCGAUUCUGCGAACAAAAAAGUUAGUAAACAAUGAGUUUCGGAAGAAAAUGCAGCCUCUGCGAGCGAGUGCGCACGCGACUUGGAUUAUUGAGCGAAAAAAAAUAGUAAUUAACAAACAGCAGCAACAUGAAACAUUCUAAAAUUAUGUUACAGUACAUAAAAGAAGUAAAAAUGAUACAAAAAGAUAUUAAAAAAAGAAACAUAAAGCAAACUUACAAAUACUUACUAUAAACAAUAAAUAGUGAAUAAAUAUAAAAGUGAAACAUUAUCAAGAAAACUAAAUUUUAGUUUAGUCUGAAAUCUGUGCAAUGUUUGAUGAUCGAUGAGCAAAGCGAAAGAAAACAAAAAACGUAAAUAUAGAGUAUAUGAAAAGUGAGUGGAAAUCAAUGCAAAAAAAUUCACAGGACUGCGAACAUUAAAUGCAAAAAAUCAACAAAGUAAAAGCAAGCACUAUUACAUAUUAUUAGUUUUAAAUAAAGGAAUUUAAUUAUUAGACAAUGCCAUGUGAAGAGUUAUGUGGUGUAGGGACGUACAUCCAUGUACUAAGAAUGAGCUGCUUAGCUGACCGCAUUGCGCUGUUAUGUUCUUUGCAUUUAUACAUAUACAUACAUACGUACAGAAAAAAACAUACUUACACAUAAACAAUUAAUGUUAUUUUAUACGCUACAGAUGAUGGUGAAAAAUUGAG
This is a messenger RNA of Rhagoletis zephyria (snowberry fruit fly), 3850 nucleotides long. Its product is annotated as ribosome-binding protein 1-like. The record is from RefSeq and is a predicted model, not a curated record. Lineage: Eukaryota; Metazoa; Arthropoda; Insecta; Diptera; Tephritidae. Gene Ontology annotation, cellular component: endoplasmic reticulum membrane.